Messenger RNA from Drechmeria coniospora, 1563 nucleotides. RefSeq lists its product as uncharacterized. Bases 1 to 1563 code for a protein of 520 amino acids. The transcript has 4 exons. The record is from RefSeq and is a predicted model, not a curated record. Lineage: Eukaryota; Fungi; Ascomycota; Sordariomycetes; Hypocreales; Ophiocordycipitaceae.
AUGCAUUCACCACCUCGAUUCCGUGCGAAACAGUUCUUCGUUGCUGCCAUCACAGAUAACGGCGAGGUCGCCAUCUACCUCAAGCCGCAGCGUGCCUUUGGCCAAGAUAGAAUUCGUCAAUUUUUUGAUACAAAUCGGUUUCAAGAAACGAUGAGAGAUGUGGGAAAGGACCAAGAGGCAGAGAACCGGCAAAAAGCGGAGAAAGACACGGCUCCAAACGGAAGUAUCAACAAUGAUACCAAGCGGAGUCUUCCCAAGCUGGACCUGCCCGAUACCAAAAAUACGACCCGGCGGAAGAGCCUGCCCCCUCCCGACGAUGGCAACGCGCCGCAGCCGCCCAGCAAGCGCCCAAAGACGUGCAAUACAAGUGAUGCGGGCGAAAUAGGUGAAUCAGGCGAGGCAUGCAAAACUGGCGAGGAGGACGAGAGCGCCUCAUGGCUCAUGACGCCCCCUCCCCAAAAUGGGGGCAAGAUCAUCGACUCACCAUCCCUUUACUCCUUUUAUAAGAAGCAAUUCGACUCUUGCCAGCAGGUGGCCUGCAAGCUAAUCGCCAAGGCGUGGGUUAAAGUGAUCGAGCCUCGAAAACAAUCGACGUAUCCUUAUACCGGAAACGAAGACACCGCCCCCGAGUGGUGGCCAACGCAGGGCAAAGUGAAAGUGCGACACAAAGAGCCUGACCACUUGAGCAAACAUGAACGAAUCCAUCUCCUCAUCCAUAUUUUAAGACUUGCCACCAUGUCGUACAAGAGCAAAACGACAAAGCUUAGCAAUCUAAAUUUGCGGAAACUAGGGGAGACGACACAGCAAACGAUGGCGGCAUUUUUUGCCCAGUCCACGGCGAAUGCAAGCAAGCAGCGCUACUUGCAGAACAUCUUCGCCGUCGCUCAACAGGAGGAACGUUACAAUAACGGCGAGAUAGAAAAAUUAUCCGACAUCGACGCUUUGGUGCAGGCAUCAUCACACCAUGCUGGCCACUUUUCACACGAGGAGUUGGGUUCAUCUCCUCCGGAUGACAAUGGCACGUACUCAGGUUCUUCGUCUCGUGAAACGGCGCCCUCAAGCCAGCUCGAUUCUUCGGCUGAACCCACACCGGCCACAUUUUCCUUUCCGGACGAGAUUGUCUCCAUGAUGGACAGGCUUCCGACUGAGGCAGGCCCGUUUCAUCCACCCGGGAGGGAGAGCAUCUCAUAUUACCCGCCAGUUUCUUCAAGCUCGCUGGAUAUCCCAGCCUGGGCAUCGUCGGAAAAUGAUCGUAGGCGAUCGUCCGCCGUCAGUAUGUCUCCUUGGCCGCCCUCGACGGGUUACGGCACAGAACCCCUUGUUUCUCCCGGCUGCGCCUGGCAGCCGGUUCCCCUCCACCAUGAUUCCUUGUUCAUGGGAGCGACGGGUGCAGGGCACGCUCCUUGCUCCGAGCAAGCCACGGGUGCCGGUGGGGGGGCUGGAAGCAGCAGGCCCAGCAGCAGAGGAGCCACGAACGAUUGUCAAAUAGAUAACUGGUGGAAUAUCGGCCCCGUUCCUGAGAUAGAUAGGCCUGUUUACUACAGCGGCACGACACUUGGGUGA